AUGGGUUCAUUUUCACAAACUCUUUGCCUUCUCUUCCUCAUCUCCAUUGCCACCUUCUUCUUCUUCUUCAACUCCAACUUCAUGAUAUGUGAUUCCAAGAAGUUUAGACUUCUUUCUUCUACUCUUCACAAGAAGACUCAUUCCUUAUCUUUUUCUCCGGCACCGGCACCGGCACUGGCACCAAUUCCUUUACAUCGAUAUCGAACUCAUGUUAUACAUUCCAAGCCACCACCGCCACCACCUCACCGGCCUCACAUUGCACCGGCAGUGACAAAGAGAAGAGAAAAUGAAACCAAGUCUAGAGCUCAAAGAAUCACAAUAGUGAUCACCACUUCAGUCUGCACAAUUCUAGUCAUCUUCAGCAUAAUGGCCGUGAUUUUAUGUCGAAGACUUCGAAGAACUAGAAAGAAAAUGCGGCAAAGAUCAAAGGUUAACAUAAACUCCUCCUCUGAAUUUUAUCUGAAUUCUUUGUCUGCUUUCAUUGAGAGAGAUUAUCAUCAAUCUGGUCUCAUAUCUAAAGAAAUGUCAGAAACUAAGAAUGUAGUAAUGGUAUCUAGUGAUCCAUGUUCAUCUUCAGAUGAUGAAUCUUUUCAUUCAGUUUAUAACUCCUCUCAUUGUUCCACUUCUCAUUCUCCGAUUAACUCUCCAUUUCGAUCUCCGGCUUCAGAGCUUGCUCAUGAGCCUUCUUCUCCAUCUUCUCAUCUUUCCAUUGAAAUUCCAAAAUUUGCAUUUCAUAAUGCUCCACCUCCUCCUCCUCCUCCUCCACCACCACCACCACCACCGGUUAACUUACUACUGACAUGCAAUUCUGGGCACUCUCGACCACCGCUCAAUGUGCAUAGUUCUAGUCUCCGACCACCACCACCGCCGCCGCCACCACCUCCGCCACCACCACUGGCUAAAUUACCGGCAGUGAUUAAGUCCGACAGCCCUCCACCACCAGCAGCACAGGCUAAGUUACCUGCAAUGAUUAAGUCAGGCAAUACUCCACCUCCUCCACCACCACCACCAGCUAAAUUAUCGACAAAGAUUAAGUCCGGCAAUGCGCUACCACCACCACCACCACCACCACCACCUUGUGAAAUUCAGCAAAAUGGACCUCCAUUGCCAAAGCUUAAACCAUUGCACUGGGACAAAGUAAGAGCUACUCCUGAUCAUUCUAUGGUGUGGGACAAGAUUAGAUCAACAAGUUCAUUUGAGUUGGAUGAGGAGAUGAUAGAAUCAUUAUUUGGAUAUAAAACACAAAGUUCAGUAAAGAGUGAAGAAGUGAAGAGCAAGACAGCAUCACCUAGCAUUACCAAGCAUGUCCUUGAGCACCAAAGAUUGCAGAACAUUAUUAUAUUGUUGAAAGCCUUGAAUGCUUCUACUGAACAAGUCUGUGAUGCUUUAAUGCAAGGAAGAGGAAUGUCUGUCCAACAACUGGAAGCACUAGUAAAGAUGUCUCCAUCAAAGGAAGAAGAAGAAAAACUCUUAAGCUAUAAAGGAGAUCUCAAUGACUUAGAUCCAGCUGAGAAGUUUAUCAAGGCAUUACUAAACAUACCAUUUGCUUUUCCAAGGAUAGAGGCCAUGUUAUACAUUGAAACUUUUGAAGAUGAAGUUUUUCAUCUCCGAAAAUCCUUUGAAAUGCUAGAGGAAGCAUGCAAAGAACUAAGAUCAAGCAGACUGUUUUUAAGAUUACUUGAAGCUGUGCUGAAAACUGGGAAUAGAAUGAAUGUUGGGACAAUAAGAGGAGGUGCAAAAGCAUUCAAACUUGAUGCAUUGCUAAAACUAGCAGAUGUGAAAGGAACAGAUGGAAAGACAACUCUACUGCAUUUUGUAGUUCAAGAAAUAAUUCGUUCUGAAUGUUCUAGUGCUAAAGAUGUAAUGACAAGUGAGAAGAAGUUAAAGCCAAAAGCUGAUGAAAAAGAAGAAGAACAUAGAACCAUUAUGGGUCUUGAUCUUGUCUUAGGACUUAGCAAUGAGCUGUCUAAUGUCAAGAAGACUGCAAGCAUGGAUUUGGAUGUCUUGAUAAGCUCUGUUUCUAAUCUCUCAAAUGGAAUGAACCAGUUGAAACAUUUGGUUGAGAUUGAGAGUGGUGGAAGUUUUGUUGGUUCUUUAAAUUUGUUUCUGAAACAUGCUGAAAGAGUCAUUGGAGAGCUCAAGGAUGAAGAGAAGAGAGUAUUGUUGCAUGUCAGAGAGAUCACUGAGUACUAUCAUGGCAGUGUUAGCAAGGACGAAGCAAACCCGCUGAGGAUCUUCGUUAUUGUGAAGGAUUUUCUGUCGAUGUUGGAUCGGGUUUGUAAAGAUGUUCGGAGCUUGAAGAACAAUCCUGUUAUUCCAUUUCGAUAGUUAGAUGGUAUGAAG
This is a messenger RNA of Dioscorea cayenensis subsp. rotundata (Guinea yam), 2343 nucleotides long. RefSeq names its product formin-like protein 11. NCBI's taxonomy places the organism in Eukaryota, Viridiplantae, Streptophyta, Magnoliopsida, Dioscoreales, Dioscoreaceae. The record is from RefSeq and is a predicted model, not a curated record. The transcript is spliced from 4 exons. Gene Ontology annotation, molecular function: actin filament binding. The coding region runs from base 1 to 2328 and encodes 775 amino acids. Gene Ontology annotation, biological process: actin cytoskeleton organization; actin nucleation.